Gastrolobium bilobum is the source of this 974-nucleotide messenger RNA. RefSeq lists its product as uncharacterized. Gene Ontology annotation, molecular function: hexosyltransferase activity. The coding region runs from base 224 to 748 and encodes 174 amino acids. The record is from RefSeq and is a predicted model, not a curated record. NCBI's taxonomy places the organism in Eukaryota, Viridiplantae, Streptophyta, Magnoliopsida, Fabales, Fabaceae. Gene Ontology annotation, biological process: dolichol-linked oligosaccharide biosynthetic process. The transcript is spliced from 4 exons. Gene Ontology annotation, cellular component: extrinsic component of endoplasmic reticulum membrane; UDP-N-acetylglucosamine transferase complex.
AUGAAUCCUAACAAGAAUUGAAGCAACCAUCGUUGAAAUUUGACGAAGCCAGAAAAAACCCCACUUUUCUCGAUCAAUCAAAUCACGCGUACGUCGUUGUUAUCUAUAUCCUGAAGUCCAAGGUCUGAAGCUCGCUAAGCUUCUUGCAUAUUUUCUAGAAAAGGAAUCCCAAUGUAAAAACUUUCAAGCUCUGUUUUUUCGGAGAAUUGACUGGUGUGACUGAAUGGGGGAUGGGGAUAAGACAAGGAGAGUCGUUUUCGUGACUGUAGGGACGACUUGUUUUGAUGCUCUUGUGAGAGCAGUGGAUUCCCAGAAUGUUAAAGAAGAGUUGGUUGCAAAAGGGUAUACACACCUUCUCAUCCAAAUGGGUCGUGGAUCCUAUGUUCCUACAAAGUCUGAAGGAGAUAGUUCGUUGACUGUAGACUACUUCACUUUUUCAUCCAGUAUUGCAGAUCAUCUCAGAUCAGCUUCUCUUGUCAUUAGCCAUGCUGGGUCAGGUAGCAUAUUUGAGACAUUGCGGCUGGGAAAACCUUUAAUUGUGGUUGUAAAUAAAGAUUUGAUGGAUAAUCAUCAAAGUGAGCUUGCAGAAGAACUUGCCAACGGAAAGCAUCUGUAUUGUGCAAGUCCUGAAACACUCCAUCAAACUAUAGCAGAUAUGGAUUUAAAAUCUCUCCUUCCUUACACUCCAGGUGAUGCUACACCAGUGGCCAAGCAUAUAAACAGAUUUCUUGGUUUUCCUGAUGAUUGAUCUGAAGGGUUUUUUUAUUUAUUUAUGUUAAAUCUUUGAGUGACGAUAAUCGAUUCUGGUAAUAUCUGGAUGCCCCCAGAUAUUCUAAUUUUGAAUUGCUAAUGCUGUAUUGGAGAUCAUAUUCUAAGCAAGCAAUAUAAGUGGUGUGUACCUAAUGAUUUUGGAUUCAGCUCUUUUAGGAACUCUUGUACUUUUAUUUUCAACGCGUAACUUUUGCAGGUUAAGU